AAAUCCGUGUUGGAGUUGGCCAGGAGCCAACCGACAGUCCAGAACGCACGCGAAAAAAACCCUACUCGAACUUCUGCGAGCCACAAGUCUGCGCCCUCCCCACGUUCUCCCGCCACGUUCUCCACGACUUCUGUCCUGCUCGCCGUCGCAGCGGCCUCGCAUCGCAGCCCAGCGGGCUCGGGCAGCGCAGCCUAUUCCGCUUGAUUUCUUGCCCUCUCCGUCUUCCCUUCUUCCAUUAAGGUCUGAAGGGUUGGGGAAUUUUUAUUGUGCAAGCUGUUUGAUAUUUUCCUUCAGCCUACCUUUCGACACGGGCUUGAGUUGGAGUGUCUGAAAUAUUCUUUCCUUUCCAUAUUGGUUUUAGCACGGAAUAAAAAGAAGCCUUGCUCCUGAGGGACAUCGUAUUUCCGGAUUAGUUCCUUCUCAUGGUGGACCGCCACUUGACUGUAGAAUUGAAACUUCAGCAAUCGAAGGAAUUGGUUCUUGGGUUAUUUUAGUUUGUAAAAAAGUAUCUCUACAAAUAUGGUGGCCUCUCUAGAUAAUGUGAGAGGCUUGACUUUAGCAAUGUCAUCCAGCGCAUUCAUUGGUUCAAGCUUUGUAAUCAAGAAAAUUGGGCUGAAGAAGGCUGGGGAUUCUGGGUCAAGAGCAAGAGCAGGUUCUGGAGGUCAUUCAUACUUGUAUGAGCCAUUAUGGUGGCUGGGAAUGGUCACUAUGAUUCUGGGCGAGAUAGCAAACUUUGCAGCAUACGCAUUUGCCCCUGCCAUACUUGUUACUCCUCUAGGAGCUCUGAGCAUCAUAUUUAGUGCAGUGCUCGCACACUUCAUCCUGAAAGAGAGAUUGCAUAUGUUUGGUGUUGUUGGUUGCAUCUUGUGUGUUGUUGGGUCUGUCGGUAUAGUUUUGCAUGCCCCAAAGGAGAGGGAGAUUAAUUCAGUGGAGGAAAUAUGGCAUUUUGCAACCCAGCCAGGUUUCAUUGUUUAUUCAUGUGUGGCUGUGGUUGGCGCUCUUUUUUUGAUUUUCUGGGCUGUCAAACGCUCUGGUCACAGGAAGAUGCUCGUCUAUAUUGCAAUCUGUUCACUAAUGGGAUCACUCACGGUUAUCAGCGUAAAAGCAGUUGCCAUUGCCUUGAAGCUGUCAUUUAGCGAAUCAAACCAAUUCAUCUACAUCCAGACGUGGUUCUUCAUAUUUGUUGUCAUUAUUUGUUGUUUGGUGCAGUUGAACUAUUUAAACAAGGCUCUGGACUCUUUCAAUACGGCUGUGGUCUCUCCGAUAUACUACGUGAUGUUCACCAUUCUUACGAUUCUCGCUAACAUGAUUAUGUACAAGGACUGGGUUUCACAGAGUGCAACACAGAUAGCUACUCAACUAUGUGGGUUCGUGACCAUUGUUGCAGGGACUUUUCUACUUCACAAGACUAACACCAGCAGCACAGAUAGACAUGUGGAGAGGGCACCAACACCUCCGCCACCACCGCCACCUGAUCAAAUUCGUGUGCAGGGAUGAAGCCUGCUUCCAAGUUACCUAACUUCAGCUCCACGUCUAACAAGUACCAAAUGUACCAAAACUUUGAGACAACAAGCACAUGCAAUCUGAUUGAAUAUUAUAUUGGUCUAGUAGUAGCAUAUAGUUGUGUUAUGUUUUCCUUUUACCUGUAUAGUUGAAGUGUAUAAAUAUAGAGUAUCCACUACACAUGACUUUCUUUUUGAAAAUUCCACUACACAUGACUUUAAAUUAUGCAGAUGGCUAAAUAACCUUUGUUUUCUACAGCUUUA
Hordeum vulgare subsp. vulgare (domesticated barley) is the source of this 1766-nucleotide messenger RNA. Its product is annotated as probable magnesium transporter NIPA2. Bases 520 to 1497 code for a protein of 325 amino acids. Gene Ontology annotation, molecular function: magnesium ion transmembrane transporter activity. Gene Ontology annotation, biological process: magnesium ion transport. The transcript is spliced from 11 exons. The record is from RefSeq and is a predicted model, not a curated record. Gene Ontology annotation, cellular component: membrane. NCBI's taxonomy places the organism in Eukaryota, Viridiplantae, Streptophyta, Magnoliopsida, Poales, Poaceae.